CGGGGAACAGCAAAGACCAGCCUCAACAGCUUUGAUGGACGGUCAACAACCAAGGAAAACCACAACAUCGAUCAAUCAAUCAAUCCGGGAAAGCUAUGGAAUCGGCUGCAUCAGAUUCCAAUCGAAACGUUGAACAUGGGAAUCUCGUCAUGGAAAACACUACUGAUCUUCCAGUCAGCGAGAAAACGACGACGACGAAAUAUCCACGAAAAAAGUUGGAGAAGAUGAGGAAGAAUUACCAUCACAGUCGAUCUCUACAACCAGACUAUCAAGACCCACAGUCGAAUCCAACGCCCUUCCGCACGAUCGAACAAUACUACAAACGGAGACUCUGGGAGCCAGAUUACAACCUUGCAUUCGGCCAUCAUUCGAUCCCACCUCCAUCGAUCACCACCACUACUACUCCAGCUACUUCACCUAUGAAAGUCGAAUGGAGUACUCCUCAUCAAGCCCAAUCUAUCGAGGCUCACAUCCAUACUCUACCUUCCAACAGCAGUCAGCCAUCGAUCAUCAAACCAUGCGAACUCUGUCAUCCUCAGUGUUCUCCGGAUCGGAUCUUCUGCACAUUCCCUAAACAAUACCCCGGCUUGAUCUAUCUACCCUCGUACCUCUGCCAACAUCAGCAAGCCGAGCUGGUCGAAGAUUGUCUCACCAACGGGCUCCGGAAACCUAAUGUAACCAACAUAGACACGCAUUGGGAAAUGCCACACCAACCUGGACUCUAUGACCUCUAUCGUCUCUGGUUGAAUAAUGAAAACAGCCAAAAUCAAUCUGAAGAUCAAGAUCAAGAACUCGAUACCCAAUUCAUCCUCCAGCCGAAACCCGUCCCCGAAUCUUCGGUCCAACAAUCCUCCCAAACCGACCCCAAAAAACCCCCGCAGCAAAAAAGUCGGAGACAGAAAGUCGACUUCGAGCCGAUCAAUGCCCACAACUUCUUGGUUGCGCGCAAUGACCGGCCCAAGGAAGACCAAGUCAGCGCGAAAGCUGGCAUGCCUAUCCACAUCCGCGAUCUCUGGAUGAAUGGCAAACUGCGAUGGUGUACGAUCGGAUGGCAAUACCAUUGGCCAACUAAAACCUAUCAUUUCGAAAGAGAUCCGACUCCUAUCAGCGACCUGGUCCAAUCAACAUGCAAAAACUUGAUCAAUCGGGUGGUUCCUUGGGACGUAAUUGAGUCCGAAUUCCAAGCAACUGAAAAGACUAGCAAUGAUUGCGAAAAAGAGAGCUCGUUGGUCGAUUGGAAGACAAAUUAUAAACCCGAGGCUGGGGUGAUCAACUUUUAUCAAUACCGAGAUGCAUUAACGGCGCACAUCGACCAUUCAGAAGUAACGACGGACACUCCAUUAGUCUCGUUAUCAGUUGGCCAAGCAUGUAUUUUCCUGAUCGCCGCGAGCCGAGAAGAAGAGCCGUUGGCAAUCAAGCUCGAGAGCGGCGAUGCCCUGAUCAUGGCCGGGCCUAGCCGCAGAUUCUUCCAUGGGGUGCCUAGAAUCAUCGAGCAUAGCUUGCCCCCUUGGAUCGAUGGCUGUCUGUCAACCGGCCCUUCUCCUCCUCCUCCUUGGGCUCGUUGGUUUCACAAUGGCGGCCGCAUUAAUCUUAAUGUUCGACAGGUCUUUUGAAGCAUUUCUUAGCACUACUCUCUCGUCUAACUAAGCCCCUCCGCAACUAUGUUGGGGGUUUUCCUGUUAUCAAACCUUGCUUAAACACCCCCUAAUUCUAUGAUUUCAAAUCUGAAUCGAGUAAUGAA
Molecule: messenger RNA, 1741 nt
Organism: Puccinia graminis f. sp. tritici CRL 75-36-700-3
Lineage: Eukaryota; Fungi; Basidiomycota; Pucciniomycetes; Pucciniales; Pucciniaceae
Exons: 5
Coding region: 96-1613 (505 amino acids)
Cellular component (GO): cytoplasm; nucleus
Source: RefSeq, a predicted model, not a curated record